AGAAUCGGAGAUUACAUCCGAGAUGCAUAUGCUACGGCGUUGUUUGCCUAUUUAAUCAACGGUACAAUUCUCAUGAGCAUGAUUGGGUACCAAAUACUUCUAGUAAGUAAAAAUGGUUAUUUUAUGACAGCGCCUGAUUCUAAUUUGACGGUAUACUUUUUGUUUAUAUUUACGAUGUAUUUUAUAAUCGCUGCUUUUUGUAUUGUCAGUGAACAACUCAGAAACAACACAGAAGCGAAUAACAAAGUUAAAGAAGCUUUUUGGAAUUGCGAGUGGUAUCUAAUGGAUCGAAAGUGUAUUUACGACAUAACAUACUGCAUAUCUAGAAGCCAAAAACCACUUGCGCUGCAAGCUGGAAAAUUUUUAUAUUUUAGUAACAACACAUUGACAGAUGUCACUAAAACAUCACUUGGAUAUUUAUCAAUACUGAGAAAUUUUUUAAUUGUAAAUUAA
Cotesia congregata is the source of this 453-nucleotide messenger RNA. Lineage: Eukaryota; Metazoa; Arthropoda; Insecta; Hymenoptera; Braconidae. The record is from the annotation of a GenBank genome assembly.